AUGGUGAAACUGACAAGAUCCGAGAUUUCCCAGGCGUACCUGCCCUCCUGCCACGGGACCUACAGCUGCAUUCACGGCAGAGCUCGUUUGGCCAAUCACGAUGAACUAAUUUCCAAGUCAUUCCGAGGACAUCAUGGACGAGCAUACCACUUUAAGUCAGUAGUUAAUGUGGGCUGUGGCCCUGCAGAAGAGAGAGGGUUGCUCACAGGACUGCAUGCAAUUGCAGACAUUUACUGUGAAAACUGCAAAACUAUGUGGGGCUGGAAAUAUGAAAGCAGCCAGAAAUAUAAAGAAGGCAAAGCCAUCAUUGAACUAGCACACAUGAUCAAGGACUAUGGCUGGGACUGA
Molecule: messenger RNA, 348 nt
Organism: Nycticebus coucang (slow loris)
Lineage: Eukaryota; Metazoa; Chordata; Mammalia; Primates; Lorisidae
Product: protein yippee-like 2
Exons: 1
Coding region: 1-348 (115 amino acids)
Source: RefSeq, a predicted model, not a curated record